This is a messenger RNA of Paraphaeosphaeria sporulosa, 2086 nucleotides long. RefSeq lists its product as uncharacterized. The record is from RefSeq and is a predicted model, not a curated record. The transcript has 2 exons. Lineage: Eukaryota; Fungi; Ascomycota; Dothideomycetes; Pleosporales; Didymosphaeriaceae. The coding region runs from base 318 to 2045 and encodes 575 amino acids.
CCGUUAUCUCCUCCAGCGCCUCUCAGGCUUCGCAGAUCGUCAACCUCCAUCACUACUAGUGUAUCAUCUUUCUCUCAGACCAGACGUCUCAAUUGACCACGGCCGUCGACCAGAACGAUGCCAAUGUGUCUCUACGCCAGUUCCGCUACCGCCUGCACAUGGUUUCCAAGUCGCCCAAAUGCCUGCAGCUGAAUUGACGACACGUGACAGCGAGUAACUUAGUCAGCUCCAGCUGCUAGCGCGAAACUGGAUCAUGAUCUCAAGACUUUGAGCGACUUUGCGCCUGAGACGAAAGUCAUGAUCAACUGAACCCACCUAUGCAUCCUUGGGUUGCGCGACAAUGGCAUGCCUGGGGCUGUUCGCGAUCCGUCUUCGGUGACCUCUGCCGCCGCCAGCGCUUUCGCGGCCCUGUAAACCUGCACUUUCACACCCAAAGCUCUGCGCAGCCAGGUGCAAAGAAACUGUUUAGAAAUGUCAACAGUGCUAUCAUCGUUCCGUCGUCAGUCACGAAUACACGCCCAGAGGAUCUAAUCGUUCACAUCAAGCCUGUACUACGGCAACGCGUUUUCAAAGAUCGAUUCAUCGUCUUCUUUGUAACGCCCUCAUUCGCGACAUGGCUCUUGGAUGACCAAGUCUUUCUCCACAAAGCCCUCAAACGCACCUACGCACACCUCCUGGAUCGCACUGAAACUCCAUACGCUCAGGUGCACGCACUUUGCGCCGUCGUCGACAAGCUGCCUAUAUCGCGACCAGUCGGGAAUGUCGAUAACAUAGAAGAGGAAGUCCGGCAGCGGAUACAGGACCCAAACGUGCAGGAAAUCGGGCAGGAAGGAAUCGCAUAUGCUGCCCUUAGCCCAUCUGACUCUCUGCCGACUUCCUCCGGCGUUGGCACGGACAAAGCAGCCAUCAGUUUCGUAACUUUUGAAAGAUCGGAUGAUGACGGCGGCCACUUUAGUGAUACUGUCCGGUUACCGCUAGCCAACACUGUGUUCCAGACUGGCUCGCCCACGAUGAUGACAUACUCGACGUGGGAGAAAGCAAAAGGCUCACAUGAAUUUACGUUGAAAGAGAAGCGGAACAUUUCCCAUCAUGGAAUUCGAAUGAAGGUCGAGAGCGACAUACAGUCCACCGUAUUGAGUGUGCCUCUUGUUCCUUUGUCCAAGCCGCGUGAGGUGGAGGCAAGUAUGGGCAAUAUCCUUCGGAGAAUCACAGGCCCGCAUGGCGCAAGUAUCACCGCUUCUCAGGAGCUGGAGCAACAAGUGCCGAGAUACUUCAGCACCCGUGGUGAACCGUCUCAGGCGACCACUGUCUGGGCUCUCGUUAUGGGUCCCCAUCGCAAUGUGGACAGCAGUGAAGAGACAUCUUUAUCUCUCCAAGAUCAGAGCGAAGAAAAGCAAUGGGAAAAUCUGUGGAAGCAAGAUCCUCCCUGUUGGUCUCCGUUGGUGCCGGUUGCCCUAAAGAAUGGUGCUCGUUUGCAUCGUGUGUUAAGCGGCGGAGGUGGCUGGGGCAAGAAAGCCGGCCUUCUCUCGCUGGAUCCUAUUCCCACUAGGGGCAUCAACUUCGCAGAUGAACUAAGUGACCCGGAGGAAAUCUUGGAGGGAAACUUUGAGGAAAACUUUGGCGAAGAAGGCCCUGAUCUUGACUCGGCUCUCCAACAAGUUGCUCGGCCUGGGGACUGGGUGCAGUUCUUCAUCUCUCCUUCGGUUCCCGCAAAGGAUGAUUUCAUUACCGGCAGCCACGGUGGCGAGCAAGUGUGGGGCCUGGAGCUCGGAACUAUCCCGAGUACGACUGACGCCAUGCCGGUUGCUCUUGGGGAAACUGGCACCGCAGGAAGGAAAGAAAUCUCCGUUUACAAGUCCACUUUCGGUGGAUUGGCGGAGGGAGGUAUGGUCAUCAGUCGCCGUUUCAAACUCGGACAGGAAGACGGCUUCUCGACCGUUGGCACAAGCACAGUUGAUGUGCCUUUUUCACGCUUCUCCGUGCUGAACUGGAGGACCGAGAGUAGCUCAGAAGAUGACGUGGAUGUAGGUGGUCAGGACAAGUAAUCGUAUGUACUGUAUCUAAUGUAAGAGUAGUCCUUUCGUGA